This is a messenger RNA of Paramecium sonneborni, 1732 nucleotides long. The record is from the annotation of a GenBank genome assembly. NCBI's taxonomy places the organism in Eukaryota, Ciliophora, Oligohymenophorea, Peniculida, Parameciidae.
AUGAUUCAACUUCCUUCAUUCGAUUAUGAAAAAUCUAUAUUUAAAAUGGUCUGUUUUAGAAAACAUUUUCUUAAAGAUAUUACAUACUAUUUGUUCUUACUUGAAAAUUAUUUAAUCUUAACAUAAGUAAGAAGAUAAAUUUAUUUUUAAAGGAAGUGAAUUCAUAAUAACCAAAAUAUGUUUUUGAAGUCAAUCUUUAAACAAAAGUGUAUUGGGAAUAAGAGAAACAAAUUUAUUUAUAAGUCGGAUUGGAAUACAAAGGAGAAGUGAAAUAUUUUAAUGGUGAAUCUGAAGAAUUAAGAAAAUUAAAGAUUUUAUUGAGAAAUAAAGUAAUGUAUCGUAAUGUGAGUGAGUUCUAUACACCAAUAAAAUAAUUGGGAAGAGGAGGUUCUUCAAAAGUAAUACUAAUUUUAAGUAAUAGGUUUAUUUAGUGAAUGAAAAAUAUACAAAUUAAGAGUUUGCUUCUAAAAAUGUAGAAAAAAGAUAUUUAAAAGAAGAUGGAGGAUUUGUAAAUAUAUUAUUAAAUAAGAUUAGUAAGCUUUAUUUAAUGAAAUAAAUUUGAUGGCAUCUCUGAAACAUGAAAAUAUUGUUAAAAUAGAAGAAGUGUAUGAAGGAGAGAAUACAUAUUAUAUUAUAUUAGAAUAUUUGAAAGGUAAUUCUCUUUAAGAUAUAAUAACAAAAGGAAUCCUAUAAUUAGGUUGGGAAGAGAUAAAAUCAAUAAUGAUGGUAUUAAUCAAAGAUAUAAAUUUAAGGUAUUAUUAACUACAGUUUAAUAUAUGCAUUCUUUAAAUAUCAUGCAUAGAGAUUUAAAGCCAGAAAAUAUUAUGUUUAAAAAUUCAUAAGACAUAUUUUAAGGAUUAAGAAUUGUUGAUUUUGGAUUAGCAACAUCAACUACUGUUAAUAAUUAUCCAUUUCCUAAAUGUGGUACUCCUGGAUAUGUUGCACCUGAGAUUGCAAAUAUGAAAGAUCUUACAAUAAAAUAUGACAAAAUUUGUGACAUUUUUAGUAUAGGCUGCAUAUUUUAUAAAUUGUAAUAUCUAAUAAUUAUUUAAUUAGAAUAACUUCUAAGGAAUUGUUUUCAGGAAAUGAUUACCAUGAAAUAUUAAAAUUGAAUAAGAGAUGUAUGAUAAAUUUAGAUACUCUAAAUAUGUUCUAAGCACCUUAAUCUGCCAUAGAUUUAAUUAGUUAAAUGCUUAAAAUUGAUCCCAAUUAUAGAAUUACUGCAUAGUAGGCAUUAGAACAUCCUUUUUUUAAAGAUCCAUUUUAAGAUAGAAAACUAAAAUUUUAAUUAUAAAAAAAAACAUUAAAUAAUAAUUCUAAACCUUGGCAAACUUAAACAUUUAAACUAGAAAAAUCAGAUCGUAUAUAAUUACCUGAAACUAAAUAAAUUUCUAUUGAAAAAGAUGAAGAUGAUGUUGAAGAUGAAAAAACAACUAUACGAUUUCCUACUAUAAAUAGUCCUAGAUUUGUUAAAUAAGCUUAAAUUAAAAAUUUGAGUUUAGCAGAAAGAUCUCCAACUGAAUUACCUAAAAAAAGCGUUUUAAAAAAGUUUUCUACUUAAGAAUUUGAAUAACUUACUCCUGAUACUUAAUCUCCUGAUUCUGGAAGAAUGAAUUUUAAUAACAGUCCAAGAAUUAAUCAAUAAGCAGAAACAAAAAAAAAUUUUAAUUGUUCUAAAUAUAAUUAAUAAUAAUAAGCAAUUUACGAAGUUGAUGAUGAAUAAAAACUGUGA